AUGAAUGCUGAUCUUCCUGAAGGGGAAACGGGUCUAGACAACUCCGUCUACUUAUUGGACCUGUCUCGAUGCACUGAUUAUGAGGAUAUUCUACCCAGGGAUAACUAUAACUCACCGUUCUACAUUAACGUGCCAGUCCCGGAUCCUUUACAUGACAAAAAUUUAGGUGGAGCUAGUGACUUGAAUCCUUCCAAGGGCCAUCCAAUACCGAUAUUUGUGGAUCGGUUUCAGAAGUGGCGAAAAAUCCUCAAAUCCCUCAUAGACUACUUCAGGGAAGUUGCCCACGCCCAUGAGGAAUACGCCAAAAUUAAUUCCCAUUUGAAGUCAUCAGUCAAAUUUUCUUUGCUUGCUGAUAUAGAUGGCAGUUCAAAUUCCGUCACAUCGCCAAGUGCUGCUCCGACUUCUUUUACCCCAUCGGCGGCUGCGAAAAACGGACGUGAUGGAUACUUCCAAGAUGUCGACAGCAAUGGAUUUGUUGGUUAUGGUUCAGGAUCUGUGCAAGAUAUUCAAGUCUUAUUGAAAAGGCACCACGCAGCUCUUGCAAAUGAGCAGCUUAGAAUAUCAAAGGAGUUAUUAACAGUUAUUAUUCCUAAAAUGGAGGACUUAAGAAGAGAUUUGCAAGGGAAAAUCAAGGAGAUCAGAGAAUUGGCUCGUGAUUUUAAGACAAAUAUUCAUGAACAUGUUGCACUGACAGGUCAGUUGUUGCGAAAGUAUAUUGCUUCCGUGAACUUUCUUACUGAAAGUGGUGAUGGAACUUUGCUUAAGGCAAAGCAUGACCCGUAUUUGCUAAAAUUACAACUUGAUUUGCAGCUAAAAAGACAAUUACAGGAGGAUAACUGUCUACAUGAAGCUUAUAUCAACUUACAGUCUUCUGGUAUGGCGCUAGAAAGGAUUGUGUAUGAACAGAUACAACAGGUUUUGGAAAAAUAUGCAUCGUGCUUGGAAUCUGAAUCCUGCGUGGUGCUAAAAACUUUGUCUGAGGAACUUGGCAAUGGUAUACUUUCUAAGUCACCUACUUUGGAAUGGGAUGAAUUUGUAAAUCGCAAUACCGAUUCUCUGUUGAAUUGGAAAUCUUCUGACCCAGUCCCUGAACCAAGAAAGCUCUCUAGCAUUAGAUAUCCAAAUAUGAAGUCGCCGUUGGCGAAAUGCAUCCGAGCAGGAUACUUGAGCAAGAAGUCAAAGUAUCUCAAGAAUUACAAUAGAGGGUAUUUUGUGUUAACUAGUAACUAUUUGCACGAAUUCAAGUCCAGUGAAUUCAUCAAGGUACUUUGUGAGAAUGAUGAUAUUGCGUCUUUGAAAAACGUAAACCUCACUCCGUUGAUUAGCAUUCCAUUAAACGAUUCCGUGCUGGUGGAAGCUCAACCAGAUAAGUUUAUUCUUUCUGGUAUGUUUACCUCUAAUGAUUCACAGGAUUCAAUACAGGAAGAAUCGUUAUACUCAAUUUCAAGCGCCUCCACUCAUUCUAGUACAGGAAAGCCUGGCUCUGGUUUUGGUAAACUGUUGAAACCUCUUUCCACAACAGUUACCAAACUCACAACAGCUACCUUACAGCAACAUGGCGCAGAUUACAGUAAACACAAUACGUGGACCUUUAAACCUGUAAACGACCAAUCCCUUAAAGAAUUCAGGAAAUGGUCCAAUGAAUUAAAACUCUUCUCCAAUUUCAACACUACAUUAGAGAGAGCGAAGUAUAUUGAAGAGAAGUUGAUGAUAACAAGUGCUCGCAACUACAUUACUGCACCAACGAUAAAAAUAAAUGCACCUACUUCUCCAACUGAAACUACUGGAUUCUCUGAAUCUACUGAAAGCUUUAAGAAACCACAAAAAAUCGAUAUCAGCGGCACUGGCGGUGUCAUCGAUAUGUUAAGCAUGAAAUCACUUGUUAAUACCCCCGCCAUAGAUGAUAACGGGAACUUGAUUAUGGCUGGAGAUAUUCAAAGUACCCCAGGCCCACCUAUGGCAUCUCCAGCUGGCUCCUUCUCUUCCGCUUCGACAGGAAGUAAUGUGACUCUCAGCAAGUCUCUUCAACUGCCUCACCGUUCAGGCGCUUCAACUUCCACCCAUAGAAGCCUCGACGCAUUAGCAGGGGCUGGCGGCUAUUUUGCAAUUCCUAUUAAUAGGCAAUCGUCUUCCACCGAACUUUCAAGCAUGUCAAAAACACUUGUUCCGCCUACCGUAUCACAGCCUGAGAAAGAAAGGAGUGCCCUCCGGCCACCUAUGCUUGACAACCAUUUAAGUAGUCCUUCCAUCGACACCUUGCAACGGCCGUUCAAGCACAAAAAGAACUCAUCUUUUCAUUCUCUAACUAAGAUGUUUUCGAAAUAG
This is a messenger RNA of Eremothecium sinecaudum, 2325 nucleotides long. RefSeq names its product Ask10p (gene ASK10). The record is from RefSeq and is a predicted model, not a curated record. NCBI's taxonomy places the organism in Eukaryota, Fungi, Ascomycota, Saccharomycetes, Saccharomycetales, Saccharomycetaceae. Bases 1 to 2325 code for a protein of 774 amino acids. The transcript has a single exon.